This is a messenger RNA of Prosopis cineraria, 1560 nucleotides long. Its product is annotated as F-box/kelch-repeat protein At3g06240-like. The transcript has a single exon. Gene Ontology annotation, molecular function: protein binding. The record is from RefSeq and is a predicted model, not a curated record. Lineage: Eukaryota; Viridiplantae; Streptophyta; Magnoliopsida; Fabales; Fabaceae. Bases 191 to 1327 code for a protein of 378 amino acids.
UAUCAUAAAUAUGGUUUUCUUUGGCCUAAAUAAUAAAUGUGGCUAAAACUGACAGUACUAUAAUCAGGAAAGAAUAGGCAAUCCUGUCUAUCGCGUCCACCUCCCUUGAAAAUUAAGACGACCGAAUAAAAGAAGGCUAAGAAAAGAAGGAAGACCAGAAACGAAACGCAGAGACGAAGAGAAGCAGUAAAUGGUGAGGGAAUUAAAUUCAAAUCUGCCUCAGGAACUGUUGGAGGAUAUACUCUCAAGGCUUCCUUACAAAUCAUUGUUGCGAUUCAAGUGCGUCUGCAAGUUCUGGUACGCUCUCUUCACCGACCCCAUUUUCCAAGCCCUUCACGUCUCUCAUUUCAUCAAACACCACACCUUCGGUAACAGCGUGAUCCUCAGGCUCUCUUUCCCCACUACGUCCUAUGGCCUGCCCAUGCAAAAUUACAAACUCUUUUCCCUUUCUAGCAACGAUUCUUCAGUUGAUGAUACCUUGUUGCCCGAAGUCAAACUUCUUUCCACCAAAUUCAGAAUCUCCGGUCACUGUAAUGGUAUACUCUGUUUGUCAGGAGGCUAUUGGUCUCAAUGUAACGAGGUUAUUUUGUAUAACCCAGCGACCAGAGAAUUCAAAUGCCUUCCUGAUUCCAAUAUGCGGUCCAAAUCAUCGUUUGCUUUAGCUGUUGGAUUGGGAUAUAAUUCCCAAACGGAUGAUUACAAGGUUGUGAGGAUUUGGACGGUGGAUACUGGUGUGUAUACAACGAAUCGCGUGGAGAUGUAUUCUCUGAGCACUGAUUCAUGGGCAAGACUAUACAAUAGCAACACUAGGGAUUUUGAUUUUGAAGAUGAUUGUUUCGCCUUGUUCUUCAAAGGAACGUAUUACUGGUGGGGUUUUAAACGAGGAGACAAGUCGACAAUUAUCCUAGGACUGAAAAUGGGAGACGAGGUUUUCCACAGAGUGUCUGCGCCAGAUAACGUGGAUAUCAGAAAACCUGAUCGCAGGUCUCUGGCUGUGUGGAAAGAAUCAAUCUCUUUGAUUUGCUGUUCUGGUUCAGGUCUGAACAUGUCGAUUGACAUAUGGGUGAUGAAGGGAUUUGGUGCUCAGGGUUCAUGGACCAAGAUGCAGAGCAUAAUGAAUCUGUUAGAAGAACCCAAGCCUCUGGUUUUCUGGAAGGAAGAUGAGCUUCUUUUGGAAACGUGUGGUGGGGAGAUUAAGUCUUACAACGUUGUAACUCAAAAGAUUAAGAAUUUGAAGAUAGAGGGAAACCCAGUCCUGAACUCAGCUCAAGCCGUAAACUAUGUGGCCACUCUGGUUUCAAUCAAGGGGGGUAGUUGCCUAGCAUGAUGUGCAUAUUUUCUUCUUCUCUUUGCUCUGUUCUUUGUCCAUUUUUCUUUAGGAUGCUCUGUUUUACUCUUACCGUUACCAAAUAGGCUAAUUAUCGUUGGCUUGUACUGUACAGGACACCCUGUCAAUGAAAUGGUGGAUUUGUAAUUGUACACAUCUCAGCCAAGAAGUGUCAAAUGUUAGUAACUUUUAAUGGAUGAAUAAAUAAUGGAAUUGUAUCGGACUGAACUUAA